AUGGGACAGAAGCAGGCAGGUGCUUCGACUCUGGAAGCGCAGCAAGCCGUCGCGGAUGCUGAGGCAGAUGAUCCCGUGACGGAAAAGACACGGGUAGACGCGCGCUCCAAGGCAAAUGGUCUCGUGCUUGGGAAGAAGCAGGAAAACGCAGAUGGCAAUACAGGUCGUUACACGAUGGAGAAGAAGCAGGAUGACGACUGGCUUGCGAGUUCUGAGGUGUACCCAAACUGCUCGCUGCGGACCAAAGGCAGCUUCGUCGGCGAACUCAUGCGUGUCAAUGACUUCUGCGUCUGGCGUGACUGGCGUGCAAGCAGUGCAAACUGGGUCCAGGUGACCGUCAAGCAGUCGAUGAACUUCCAUUGCAGCCUGACCUUGCAGGGCGAGUUGCAGAUCAUCGGUGCAGUGCCACUUGAUGGUCCCCUGCGUGACAGUUCUGUGGAACCUCUCCAUCUUCG
Symbiodinium pilosum is the source of this 455-nucleotide messenger RNA. The record is from the annotation of a GenBank genome assembly. NCBI's taxonomy places the organism in Eukaryota, Dinophyceae, Suessiales, Symbiodiniaceae.